AGAUUACCCAGAAUCCCAAGCGAUUUGAAUUUCUUGUAAACUUGUCCAAGGUAAACAUGUUGAAGCUCUGGCCCCUUAGUAGGGUCUUGGUGACAAGAACAUCUGGAGCCAUUUUUGCACGUACUAACACAACAGCUCAAGAUAAAGUAGAAGUGUUUGUUGAUGAUAAACAAGUAUUUGUGGCUCCAGGAACUACAGUAUUGCAGGCUUGUGCAGAAGCAGGAGUGGAGAUUCCUAGAUUUUGCUAUCAUGACAGAUUGUCAAUUGCCGGUAACUGUAGAAUGUGUCUGGUCGAGGUAGAAAAGUCGGCUAAGCCUGUUGCCUCAUGUGCUAUGCCUGUGAUGAAAGGGAUGAGAGUUAAAACAGAUUCUCCUGCUACAAGAAAGGCCAGGGAGGGUGUAAUGGAGUUUUUACUAAUGAAUCAUCCACUGGAUUGUCCCAUCUGUGAUCAGGGUGGAGAAUGUGAUCUACAGGAUCAGUCAAUGGCAUUUGGAAGUGACAGAAGUAGAUUUACAGACAUUGAAUUCAGUGGCAAAAGGGCAGUGGAAGACAAGAAUGUUGGUCCAUUAGUUAAAACAAUAAUGACAAGAUGUAUACACUGUACUAGAUGUAUAAGAUUUGCUAGUGAAGUUGCUGGUGUAGAAGAUUUAGGAACUACUGGGAGAGGUGGAGACAUGCAAGUUGGUACUUAUGUAGAGAAAAUGAUAAAGUCAGAACUAUCAGGAAAUGUAAUUGAUCUGUGUCCAGUUGGAGCUUUGACAUCAAAGCCAUAUGCUUUUACAGCAAGACCUUGGGAGACUAGGAAAACAGAAAGUAUAGAUGUUAUGGAUGCUAUAGGUAGUAACAUUGUAGUCAGUACAAGAACAAAUGAAGUCAUGAGAAUUCUACCAAGAAUGAACGAGGAUAUCAACGAAGAAUGGAUUUCAGAUAAAACCAGAUUUGCUUAUGAUGGUUUAAAGAGACAAAGACUGACAACACCAUUUGUCAGAGAUAGUACUGGGGUCCUUAAACAAGCAGACUGGGAAUCAGCUUUUGUAGCAGCUGCUGAAAAGUUAGGAACAACAAAAGGUGAUGAGAUUGCAGCAGUCGUUGGUGGGUUUGUAGAUGCUGAAUCUUUAGUCUGCCUCAAAGAUUUUCUCAACAAGCUAGGAAGUGAAGGACUAUGCACAGAGGAGAUUUUCCCAAUGGAUGGGGCAGGAACUGAUUUAAGAUCUAAUUACUUGCUGAAUACAACAAUAUCUGGUGUGGAAGAAGCUGAUUUGAUUUUGCUGGUUGGUACUAAUCCCAGAUUUGAAGCUCCAUUGUUUAAUGCUAGAAUGAGAAAAAGCUGGAUUCAUAAUGACUUAGAAGUGGCCAUGGUUGGACCCCAAGUUGACCUUACUUUUGACCAUGCGAAUCUUGGUGACAGUACUCAAGUAUUACAGGAAAUAGCUAAUGGUACACAUCCAUUCUGUAAGAAACUUAACAGUGCUAAGAACCCAAUGGUAGUUGUUGGUAGCUCUAUACUUCAGAGAGAGGACGGCAGUGCCAUCCACAGUGCUACUGUAGAAGUUGCACAGAAUGCACGUAAGCAGAGUGGAUGUGGUGAGGGGUGGAAAGUCUUAAAUGUAUUACAUAGGGUUGCCAGUCAGGUAGCAGCAUUAGAUAUAGGAUACAAGGCAGGUGUAGAUUGUAUUAAACAGAAUCCUCCUAAAGUCUUGUACUUGCUAGGUGCUGAUAAUGGAACCAUAACCAGAGAGGAUAUUCCUAAAGACUGCUUUGUUAUAUACCAAGGUCACCAUGGAGACAAGGGAGCAGCUAUGGCUGAUGUUAUACUCCCAGGGGCAGCAUAUACAGAAAAAGAGGGAACAUAUGUUAAUACUGAGGGCAGAGCACAAGAAGCUAGACUUGCUGUUUCUCCUCCUGGCCUAGCAAGGUCAGACUGGAAAAUCAUUAGAGCUUUAUCAGAGGUUAUUGGAGUUACACUUCCUUAUGAUAAAUUAGAAGAAAUUAGAGGCAGACUAACAGAGGUGUCACCUAAUUUAACACAAUAUGAGAAGGUGGAGGAGGCUAAUUAUUUCAACCAAUCACAACAACUUGCAAAUAGUUUAAAGGCAUCUCUAGAUUCCAAACCUAUAACAGUGAACCAAGUUCAAUUAAAAGAUUUUUAUAUGACAGACUCAAUAAGUCGUGCCUCACAAACAAUGGCCAAAUGUGUACAGGCCGCAACAGAGGCAGAAACAGCUAAAUACUGAAAUCUCACUACAAUACAAAAACAAUUACUACAUUUUGAAGAAUAAAACUUUGUUUAUGUCUGUUUUAAUUCAGUGCUAUUAAACAACAGAGUGUGAACAUCAUUUGUCUCCCCUUGCUGUUACUUAACUCAAUCUUUAAUGUUAACGAUAUUCAGCUUAUCUGUGGAUGAUAUUUUCUUAAUUUUACUGUCUGUCUAUCAUUUACAAUAUGUGUGUACUCUAAGGAUGAUGUUUUCUAAAUCUUCUAAAUUCUCUCAUAUUGAUUCAAAAAAUAUUUGUAUUUGAAUAAUUUGAUGAAAUUUCAAACAAGUAGUUUGCUUUUCUACCAAAUUUGUGAACCUAGAAAGAAAAUGUUUAUAGUGAGCAAGUUUGAUUCUAAAUCAAAAUAUUUCCUAAGUAAAGGCAUUUGUACUAUAGGGUGUUCAUAAUUUCUGUCAUUUAUGUUGCGGUAUUUAACUUAAACUUCUAUUUAUAAAAUUAACUCUGACAUCAAUCUCAAUGAAAUAUGGACACUCAUAUAGUGACAGGAUAUUCAAACUAUAAAUUAAAAUAUGAUAUGCUGUAUGCACUAAAAAGCAAAACUAGGUGUAGAUUUAAUCUUCUACCUUUUGUAAAGGUAUUUUAACAGAGUAUAUUUAGUCUACUCAUUAUUGGAAUUCAUAAAUACUAGCUACAAAGCUUCUGUGUGAUCAACUAGUGCUGUGGAGAAAAACUUUUGUUAUUUUUUAAAAACUUGUCAGAAAAACAAAAAAAAUCAAUUUAGUUUUGUUUAUAUUUUAGUAAGUUAUGAAAAUAACUUGAAGAUAGAACUGAUCUUCAUGCAUGAGUUUUAGUCCAACAAUGUUAAAUUAAAUGUUUCGUAGGUCUAUAUAACAAUGUUUGUUGGCUUGGAAGUUGCUUAUUAUUUUUAAAAUAAAAUUUAAAGGUGGAAGGAAUAUUUGCCUUUAAAAUGAUGUUAAACACAUUAACUUUCAUAGUUUAUUUCAAUUUUAAAAUAUUUUGGAAUUAUGGUAUAAACUGUAUAAAAAAAUGUCAGAUGAAAAUAUCACUAACCAUCUGAUUACACUAUCUGUUUAGUGGCAUUUGGGAAAACUUUCUGACCUCAAAACUUAAAACAGUAGAGCUAAACAACUAAAUCAUUAUUUUUCAGUCAUCAAGAUCUAAUAGUAUUUUGGGCCAAGAAAAAAAAGCAUAUUGUUAAUGAAAUACUGUGUAUUAAUAUUUAUUUACAUACAGUUUGCACAGUUUUGUUAAUAAAACAUGAAAUAAUGAGAA
This is a messenger RNA of Mytilus trossulus (common blue mussel), 3509 nucleotides long. Its product is annotated as NADH-ubiquinone oxidoreductase 75 kDa subunit, mitochondrial-like. Lineage: Eukaryota; Metazoa; Mollusca; Bivalvia; Mytilida; Mytilidae. Gene Ontology annotation, biological process: ATP synthesis coupled electron transport; cellular respiration. The record is from RefSeq and is a predicted model, not a curated record. The coding region runs from base 57 to 2234 and encodes 725 amino acids. The transcript is spliced from 20 exons. Gene Ontology annotation, cellular component: membrane. Gene Ontology annotation, molecular function: NADH dehydrogenase (ubiquinone) activity; iron-sulfur cluster binding.